Mus pahari (shrew mouse) is the source of this 4065-nucleotide messenger RNA. RefSeq names its product GRB2 associated binding protein 1 (gene Gab1). The transcript is spliced from 11 exons. NCBI's taxonomy places the organism in Eukaryota, Metazoa, Chordata, Mammalia, Rodentia, Muridae. The record is from RefSeq and is a predicted model, not a curated record. The coding region runs from base 876 to 3053 and encodes 725 amino acids.
GUCUGGGCUGAAGCUAGAGGCGACCGAUCGUGGGAAGGGGAGGCAGAAAGGCUAGAAGGAGGAGGGCCGGGGCCCAGGCCGCGCCUCCCCGAACCCGCCGCGCGCCCCCGGGGUGGGGGAGGAGCGCAGGGGACAGGACAGAGGGGUCCCUCCCCGAAGCAGAGCCGCCCUGCGCCUCGUCCCUGCGCUGAUCCCCGCCCUCACCCGAGGCUGGAGCGCAGACCCACCCUCUCACCACGGACCCGCGACCUCCCCGACGCCCGGCGACGCCCUGACCCUCGCCGCUGGUCCGCGAACUCCCUAGGCUAAUCCAGGACCUGCCCCUGUGCCGGCUGCCACCCGGACGCCGCACGCCUUCCCAGGCGCCCUUUUCCGAGCAGAGGGAAAAGAGAAGAUCGAGCCCCUCUCAGUGUGAAUGCGCCAACGGGCGGAGCGGAGCGGACACCGCGCGCGGGCAUUGUGUGUGCGCGUGCAGCGUGGGGUCCGCGGCGGGGAGCACCCGCGGGAGGUCCCGUCUCCAAGGGGCGGAGCGCAGGGCUUCCAGCUCUGGGCUCCCUGUCCGGGCAGAGUCCCAGCGGAGCCCGACCGCUGCCUAGGCGGCGGGACGGCGCGCCUGGCGGCCAGGAGGGCGCACUGAAAGAAGGCCGGCGAGCCCUGGUCCCCGCGGUUCCCGAACGAGUUCCUCUUCAGUCCGCGAAUCUGCGGGAAAGGUUCGAUCGCCGACACAGGGCGCGGGGAGCCGGGCCGCCCCGUCGAGGGAAUCUGAGACGUCCUCUGGACUGCGUUUGACCGCCGUGCCCGCCGUGCACGGAGCGCGUCCACUGUGUCCACCGACCCCUUUGGUGCCUGGUCCUCGAGCCCUCACGGCGUGCACCAUGAGCGGCGGCGAAGUGGUUUGCUCGGGAUGGCUCCGCAAGUCCCCCCCGGAGAAGAAGUUGAAGCGUUAUGCGUGGAAGAGAAGGUGGUUUGUCUUGCGCAGUGGCCGUUUGACUGGAGACCCGGAUGUCCUGGAGUAUUACAAAAAUGAUCAUGCCAAGAAGCCUAUCCGGAUUAUUGAUUUAAAUUUAUGUCAGCAAGUUGAUGCUGGGUUGACAUUCAACAAAAAGGAGUUUGAAAACAGCUAUAUCUUUGAUAUCAACACCAUCGACCGGAUUUUCUACUUGGUGGCAGAUAGUGAGGAAGACAUGAACAAGUGGGUCCGUUGUAUCUGUGACAUCUGUGGUUUCAAUCCCACAGAAGAAGAUCCUGUGAAGCCGCUGACCGGCUCCUCACAAGCACCCGUCGAUUCACCUUUCGCUAUAAGUACAGCACCAGCCUCCAGUCAGAUGGAAGCAUCUUCAGUCGCGCUACCUCCUCCUUACCAGGUCAUCAGCCUCCCACCACACCCAGACACCCUUGGCCUCCAGGAUGAUCCACAAGACUACCUCUUGCUGAUCAACUGUCAAAGCAAGAAGCCUGAACCUACCAGAACCCAUUUUGACUCUGCCAAGCCCACCUCUUCUGAGACAGACUGCAAUGACAACGUCCCUUCCCACAAGACUCCUGCUUCUUCCCAGAGCAAACACGGAAUGAAUGGCUUUUUCCAGCAACAAAUGAUGUAUGACUGCCCACCGUCCCGGCUUACGUCUGUCUCUGGAGAGUCCAGCCUCUAUAACCUGCCCAGGAGCUAUUCCCAUGACGUGUUGCCAAAGGAAUCCUCGUCAAGCCCUGAGGCAGAUGGGGAGCUUUACACCUUUAACACCCCAUCUGGGACCGCAGGUGUAGAAACUCAGAUGAGACAUGUAUCUAUCAGUUAUGACAUUCCGCCAACACCUGGGAACACUUACCAGAUUCCACGGACAUUUCCAGAAGGCACAUUGGGACAGUCAUCAAAGCUGGACACCAUUCCUGAUAUCCCCCCACCUCGGCCACCAAAGCCACACCCAACUCAUGACCGGUCUCCUGUGGAAACGUGUGGAGUCCCACGCACGGCCUCGGACACUGACGGCAGUUACUGUAUCCCUCCUCCAGCAGGCAUGACGCCCUCCCGGAGUAAUACCAUUUCCACCGUGGAUUUGAACAAGUUGCGGAAAGAUUCUAGUUCUCAAGAUUGCUAUGAUAUUCCACGGACCUUUCCAAGCGACAGAUCCAGUUCCCUGGAAGGCUUCCAUAGCCAGUAUAAAAUCAAAAGCGUGUUGACAGCGGGAGGUGUCUCAGGUGAAGAGCUGGACGAGAACUACGUUCCCAUGAACCCCAACUCGCCACCUCGACAACAUUCCAGCAGCUUUACCGAGCCAAUUCAGGAGCCAAACUAUGUGCCAAUGACCCCUGGGACCUUUGAUUUUUCUUCCUUUGGAAUGCAAGUUCCUCCUCCUGCUCAUAUGGGCUUCAGGUCCAGCCCAAAGACCCCUCCCAGGAGGCCAGUUCCUGUUGCUGACUGUGAACCACCCCCGGUGGAUAGGAACCUCAAGCCAGACAGAAAAGGUCAGAGUCCUAAAAUUUUAAGACCCAAACCCCAUGGUUUAGAGCGAAGCGAUUCACAAACCAUAGGUGACUUUGCUACAAGAAGAAAGGUCAAGCCGGCACCUUUAGAAAUAAAACCUCUGUCAGAAUGGGAAGAGCUGCAAGCCCCAGUCAGAUCCCCCAUCACUAGGAGCUUCGCUCGGGACUCCUCUAGGUUUCCCAUGUCCCCUCGGCCUGAUUCUGUGCACAGUACGACAUCGAGCAGCGACUCCCAUGACAGUGAAGAGAACUAUGUCCCCAUGAACCCAAAUCUGUCCGGCGAAGAUCCGAAUCUCUUUGGCGGCGGCAGCCUUGAUGGGGCGAGCAGCCCGAUGAAUAAACCCAAAGGAGACAAACAAGUCGAAUACCUGGAUUUAGACCUAGAUUCUGGGAAGUCCACGCCACCACGGAAGCAAAAGAACAGUGGUUCUGGCAGCAGCAUGGCAGACGAGAGGGUGGAUUACGUCGUGGUGGACCAACAGAAGACUCUAGCCCUAAAGAGUACCAGAGAAGCUUGGACGGAUGGGAGGCAGUCCACAGAGUCCGAGACACCCACCAAGAAUGUGAAGUGAAGACAUGCCGUCGCCUCUGCCGACAGACGAGAUCAGAGUGGAAAGUGAGAUGCCAAGUGGAGAUGUUCCUGCUCACUCAGUGGAGCCUCAAGCCAGCAGGGGCAGAGAAAAGGACCUCUCAUACAUGUUCAAGCAAAUUACGUUGUGAAUGGUGCUGUGUGGUAUUGAAUUUGUAACAUGUAAAUAAGUUGGGGAAAUAGUGUUUUAGAGUUCACAGAGAAGCUUCGGUCCCUAGUUAACACACCUGUAGUAUUACUAUACUGAUGCACUUUUCAUUUAAAACCUUGGUUUUGGUCUUCCCGAUCUACCUUAACAGACUUUCCUCGGGAGGUCUUUUAGCCUCCUCACACUACUCUUUAUAACAAUACUAAGUGAACUGAGCGACUUUUAAUUCUGGAAAUUCCCCGUUGAAGCUACAGGGCUAACACCUUUAAAACAAGAAGAUGACAGAUUCACUUUUCUCUUGAAGGUGGUAGCCAUUAGCUUAAGCUGUAGAACAUAGUUGGACUUGUCCUUCGUUGUUUUCCAAAAAUUCCGGGGAUAAUGUAUAUACCAGGUCAAGACCUAGCUCUCUGACUCGUGUAGGUUUUAACUGUAGGACUUUGUUAUUUUUUUGUUAAUGACAGUGUUUUGGGUUCAUUGUGUGAAGGUUCUGCUGGGUAGGAUCUUGCACCUUUCAAAGACUGCCUCUUAGUUACACUAGUGAGCCCCCAAAUCAUCCACAGCACGGACUGUUGGCCUGUUCUUACUCCUGUUUAUGUAUAUUAAACAUUAUUUGCAAAAGGCAGAUCAUAUGACUGACUAAUCAGGUACGUACAGGGCGCUCAUGUGCUAAUACAGUGAUUGGGUCAGACAAAGUGCUUCAGUUAGGUGUCCGUUAGUCCUAAUCUUGGUUUAGAAUUAAUUGACAUUCACUGUCAGUUGCAGCAACAUACUGUGAUUUUGAAAGAAUUAGGCAGGAAUUCAAGAUUACUACUCUUAGAGCUCUCUCUCUCUCUCUCUCUCUCUCUCU